This is a messenger RNA of Phragmites australis (common reed), 1310 nucleotides long. RefSeq names its product hypersensitive-induced response protein 4-like. NCBI's taxonomy places the organism in Eukaryota, Viridiplantae, Streptophyta, Magnoliopsida, Poales, Poaceae. The coding region runs from base 134 to 1000 and encodes 288 amino acids. The transcript is spliced from 5 exons. The record is from RefSeq and is a predicted model, not a curated record.
CUGUAGCCCAAACAAAGUCGACGCCAGCGCAUUGUCGUUGGAGCUCGCGGGCUGCUGAGGCAAACGGAGAAGGGGGAACGCGACGCGAGCUAGAGCGGUGCCGGAUCGAAUCCCCGCCGCCGAGGAAUCGAGGAUGGUGAACGCGUUCUUCGUGUUUUGCGGGUGCGUGGACCAGGCGAGCGUGGGGGUGGUGGAGAAGUGGGGACGCUUCCUCCGCCUCGCCGAGCCGGGCCUACACUACUUCAACCCCUUCGCCGGCGAGUGCGUCGCGGGAACCCUCACCACCCGCGUCCAAUCCCUCGACGUCAGCGUCGAGACGAAGACCAAGGAUAAUGUCUUCGUUCAGCUGAUCUGCACAAUCCAAUAUCGAGUUGUCAAGGAAAAUGCUGAUGACGCGUUCUAUGAGCUGCAGAAUCCUCAACAGCAAAUUCAGGCCUAUGUCUUUGAUGUGGUUCGCGCCCUAGUUCCAAGAAUAAAUCUGGAUGAUCUUUUUGAGCAAAAGAAUGAUGUGGCAAAAGCUGUACUUGAGGAGCUUGAAAAGGUGAUGGCAGAUUAUGGUUACAGCAUUAAGAACAUUCUCAUGGUUGAUAUCAUUCCUGAUGCUGCUGUUCGCAAAGCAAUGAACGAUAUAAAUGCAGCCCAAAGGCUUCAGCUUGCAAGUGUCUACAAAGGAGAAGCAGAGAAGAUUCUUAUGGUGAAGAAAGCGGAAGCAGAAGCAGAGGCAAAAUACCUUUCUGGUGUUGGCAUUGCCAAGCAGCGGCAGGCGAUAACUGAUGGCCUCCGAGAGAACAUCCUGAACUUCUCGCACUCAGUGUCAGGCACCAGCGCGAAAGAAGUCAUGGAUCUGAUCAUGAUCACGCAGUACUUUGACACCAUCAAAGAACUCGGGGAUAGCUCGAAGAACACCACGGUGUUUAUACCUCACGGCCCAGGCCAUGUGAAAGAUAUCAGCGAGCAAAUCCGGAACGGCAUGAUGCAAGCAUCAAGCAGCAAUGUGUAAAUCACUGUUCUCGGCAGUCCACGGAUGGAGACGCGUCAUCUCGAGCUGAUCUGUUUACAUUAGAUUGUUAGGGCCUUAGGGGUGAAUAAUGAGUGCUAGGCUAUUGUUUGCGCAUCUGGUCAUAAAACUAGUGUGGUUGAAUUUUUGUAUUACAUAAAGCUUAUCGUGAUUUAAUUUGUUUCAAACGGUGAUUAUCUUCUUUUCGUUCUAACUGCACACGUGGAUGUGCAGUCAGAACGAAAAGAAGAUAAACACCACUUAAAACAAAUUAAAUCUCUAAUAUAUAAAAUAUGAGUUGGUUUUCAUGUCC